Messenger RNA from Neospora caninum, 1185 nucleotides. RefSeq lists its product as hypothetical. The coding region runs from base 1 to 1185 and encodes 394 amino acids. The transcript has 13 exons. The record is from RefSeq and is a predicted model, not a curated record. Lineage: Eukaryota; Apicomplexa; Conoidasida; Eucoccidiorida; Sarcocystidae.
AUGCCGUUCUCGCGAAUAUGCCUACAGACUGCAGACUCGAUGGUGGUUGGAGCUCUGUACCGGCGAAUUUGGAGACGCUACGCUUCUGUUCGUAGAUACACCUGCCACAGCGACGUGUCUCCUCGCGGUCGUUGUGGAUCCACUGUGCAGCUCCUUGCGCAGGCGGCGGACAGCCCGACAGCGCCCCUGCUCGCCUUGGUGGAUCACAACGCCGUGGAGCCGUCUGAGGCAGCUUUGCAGGAGAAUGUGGUAGCCAUGAUUGAUCACCACGACGUCCUGCCGGAAGCCCGUCGCUCGACUGUAUCCGCCUUCGCGGUCGACAUUCCUGGCCCUGCGGUGGGUUCCUGCUGCACGCUUGUUUCUCAGCUGUGGCAGGAGCUGUCGAGAAUCACCGCGAAUCUCGUAGAGCCGCCUGUAGCGCUGAGCUGCCUCCUUCUUGGGGCAGUUGCAGUCGACACAACCGCAUGCGAUACCGCUCUCUUCGGAAUCCGCUGGAGUUCGCCGGACAAGGAAAUGCAAGCGGCUUUGUGGGGCCGGGCUGAGACCUUCCUGGGCCGCAACUUCAGUUCUCCUGAGGCGAUUGUGCGAGCGUUCGGAAGAAUAAAAUUCGACAUUCCUCGUCAGCUCUCGCUAGGCCUUCCUGCACUUAUGCGGGCAGACUACAAAUCAUUCGUUUACUCGGACGUGUGCGGCGAGGACUUGAAAGUUGGAUUCGGCGCGCUCACAGUGCCUCUGUCGGUCAUUUUACAUGUGCCUGGAUGUCGCUUGAGACAGCGCGAGGAGGCGGCGGGGUCGACCAACCUGCGCGGCGCGUUCGCCUCAGCCGCUGCGACUUUAAUUGAGGAGCAAAAUUUGGGAGUCGUUGUCGGGCUGUCCACGUACCCCCGUCCCGCAGACGACGGAGGUGGAGAUGUCCUGGAACGACAGAUGGCGUUGAUCGGCAAGAAGGCGCUCCAGUACCUUAUCGAAGGCGCGAUUGCCUAUGUCACGCGAGAAGUCCCCAGCGGAGUUAUGGUGCUGAAAACUGUCCAGGACCAGCAGCCAACUGGCUGUGCUUCUUCGGUCCUCGAGACGCUGACUGACGUCUUCUUCGUGAGUCAGAUCCCCGUGAAAUACUCCCGGAAGGUCUUGGAGCCGCGUUUCCGCCAAUACUUUGCCUCGCUGAGCCGGACGCAUGCCCCGUAG